Messenger RNA from Haliotis rubra (blacklip abalone), 1256 nucleotides. RefSeq lists its product as uncharacterized. The transcript is spliced from 7 exons. The record is from RefSeq and is a predicted model, not a curated record. NCBI's taxonomy places the organism in Eukaryota, Metazoa, Mollusca, Gastropoda, Lepetellida, Haliotidae. The coding region runs from base 6 to 1217 and encodes 403 amino acids.
CUGGAAUGAAAGAGUUUUGGGUCAGAAACGACUUUUGGCACAGCACAAUCUUUCACAUUACCAAGUACAAGAAAGUGAACAUUCCCAGUAGGACUCUGAGAUCAAGAAUAGUAUUCACCGGACACAUAACAUCGUCAGGAACUGGUCUGUUCAGGUUCAUGAUCAAUGACGCUGACGACCAUGACUUUGGCCAGUACAGCUGCUACAAGGGUUCACCACAACGUCCGGGAGCGAAGGUCCCCAACUGUGGGCAAAACCUGGUUGUGAUACGUGUUCAAGAACCCUACAUUGACAGCCCGGGAAAGGCAACAGUCGGUGAUUCUGUAAACAUGACAUGCCACUCUUUUCUGAAAAGCUACCCCAACUGGAACCUGACCAUGUCCUUCAUCUGGAGUAGGAACGGAACGAGAGUGGAGCACGGCGGCAAGCAUAAACUGGAGUCUGUUAGCAGGAGCUGGACAGACGGGCAAUUCAUGACGAUCACUCUGACCAUCAGUGGCGUGACAAAGAAGGACAGAGGAGAAAGAUAUACUUGUCAGACAGUAGUUGGGGAGAAUCUUCUCACAGAUCAGAGUAUAGACAAUGUCCUUGGUGUAUCGUAUAUACCUGAAACUCACAGUAAUAACACGGAAGCAAAAGUGGCAGACAAUGUGUUGUUUUCCAUGAAGACAUCCGUACACCAGACAAAGAUCUACGUGAUCGGUCCAACUGAUAGACUUGUGUUCGAGAUGGACUCCUAUGAAAUCUACAUACGGGAAGCCUUCUGGACCAGGAUCAAGAUUAUGAAGGUCAUCACUUCAUGGGCUACAGUUGCUGUACAGUUCCAACUCUCUGACAUCACAUCAUCUGAUGCUGGGAGGUACUACUGUAGCUUGGAGCCUCGUGGACAGACAGGCUGUUCCUGGGAUCACUUCCUGGUCGUUUCCAAUGCUGCUGUCACCGUACCAGCUUCACAGUCUGUCAGAACAUCCACUACAGGAUAUAUGACGUUCACUUCGACUGUGAGAGAUGAUCUGACAACUGUGGAGCCCACCACAGUCAAGGCCUCCUCUGUACCAGCUGAUGAUGAUGCUAAUACAACAUCUGGAGGGACGGAGACACUUUCUAUGGUCAGCAUUGGGCUUUCUGCAGCAACAACGUUGGUGAUGACCGUGAUAGGAGUGUCACUCUGCCACAGAAGGAUCAAGCGACGGAAAGGGUCAAGGAAACAAAGGUAAGCAUUAUGUUAUCAUUUACAUAUUGAGCUUAAAGUUGUU